Molecule: messenger RNA, 732 nt
Organism: Rhodotorula toruloides NP11
Lineage: Eukaryota; Fungi; Basidiomycota; Microbotryomycetes; Sporidiobolales; Sporidiobolaceae
Product: small GTPase, Rho type
Exons: 5
Coding region: 1-732 (243 amino acids)
Biological process (GO): small GTPase-mediated signal transduction
Molecular function (GO): GTPase activity; GTP binding
Source: RefSeq, a predicted model, not a curated record
AUGAACAGGCAACUCGACUACCACGCACACGCAGAGUCGUCGCGCGGCUCGCCCGCUCACUCUUACGGGACACCUUCGACGUCCUACACCCACGGCAGCACCGCUUCGCAGGCGUCGCAGCCACUGCCAGUCGCACGGCCGGAUGCCAAGGUCAAGCUCACGUGCGUUGGAGAUGGCGGCGUGGGCAAGACCUGCCUGCUCAUCGUGUACUCUCAGAAGCGGUUCCCGACGGACUACAUCCCAACCGUCUUCGAGAACUACGUGCUCAACAAGCCGUACGAGGGCAAGAUCGUCGAGUUCGCGCUGUGGGAUACGGCUGGCCAGGAAGAAUACGACCGCCUGCGACCCUUGUCCUACCCCGAGACGCACGUUCUCUUCGUCUGCUUCGCCGUCGACUACCCCGUGAGCCUGGAGAACGUUGAAGACAAGUGGUACCCCGAAGUCGCGCACUUUUGCGAGGACGUCCCAAUUAUCCUCGUCGCGACCAAGACGGACCUGCGCGCCGAUUCGACCGCCGUCUCGCUCCUCAAGGCGCAAGGGCGGCAUCCGGUCACGCCCGAGGAAGGCGCUGCAGUCGCCAAGCGGAUAGGCGCCAAGUACGCGGAGGUGAGCGCGAUGACGGGAAGGGGCGUCGAGGAGGUCUUUGACCUGGCGCUGCGGGAGGCGAUGAAGGGGACGAGCCUGAUCGGGCGCAGCAUCAAGCGCCGCAAAGCCAAGUGCACAGUCUUGUGA